Molecule: messenger RNA, 1546 nt
Organism: Salvelinus sp. IW2-2015
Lineage: Eukaryota; Metazoa; Chordata; Actinopteri; Salmoniformes; Salmonidae
Product: guanine nucleotide-binding protein subunit alpha-14
Biological process (GO): adenylate cyclase-modulating G protein-coupled receptor signaling pathway; phospholipase C-activating dopamine receptor signaling pathway; action potential
Cellular component (GO): heterotrimeric G-protein complex
Molecular function (GO): guanyl nucleotide binding; G protein-coupled receptor binding; G-protein beta/gamma-subunit complex binding
Source: RefSeq, a predicted model, not a curated record
ACUUAUGAAUUCCGACAGGGAGGGAGGACGUUAUCUUGACCCGCAUCCCCCUGGUUGGAAUAUAAAUCAUUAACCAUCUACCUCACCUUACCUACGGACGGCUACAACACGACACCAAUAUGGGUGAAUGCUGUAUGUCGGCUGAAGAAUUGGAGAGAAAUAAGAUACAUCAGGAGAUUGAAAGACAGCUUCGCCGGGACAAGAGAGAAUCUCACCGGGAGAUAAAGUUGUUGCUUUUAGGGACUGGUGAGAGUGGGAAGAGCACCUUCAUCAAACAGAUGAGGAUCAUCCAUGGGACGGGCUACUCCGAGGAGGACAAGCGAGGCUUCACCAAGCUGGUGUACCAGAACAUCGUCAUUGCUGUUCAGAAAAUGAUCCAAGCCAUGAAGACCCUACGGAUUGAUUUCAAAGAUCACCAGAACAUUAGCCAUGCAGACAAGCUGAGCAGGGUGGAGGCAGACAUAUUGACCAACCUGGAACCAUGGCAGGUGGAUGGCAUCAGAAGAUUGUGGAGUGACCAGGGCAUGCAGAAGUGCUAUGAGCGCAGGAGGGAGUACCAGCUCUCUGACUCUACCAAAUAUUACCUGAGUGACCUGGACAGAAUUGCUGCGCCCUCAUACCUCCCCACUCUGCAGGAUAUCCUCAGGGUCAGGGUCCCUACCACUGGCAUCAUAGAGUACCCCUUUGACCUCAAGACUGUCAUCUUCAGGAUGGUGGAUGUUGGAGGUCAAAGGUCAGAGAGGAGGAAGUGGAUCCACUGUUUUGAGAGGGUCACCUCCAUCAUCUUCCUGGUGGCUCUCAGCGAGUACGACCAGGUCCUCUAUGAGAGCGCCAAUGUGAAUCGAUUAGAGGAGAGCAAAGCCUUGUUUACAACCAUCGUCACCUAUCCCUGGUUCCAGGAGUCCUCCAUCAUCCUCUUCCUCAACAAAACAGACCUCCUAGCGGACAAGAUCUUACACUCCAACCUAGCAGACUACUUCUCAGCGUUCACUGGUCCACAGAGAGAUGCAGAGUCUGCUAAGAUGUUCAUCCUGAAUAUGUACAAAGAGCAGCACAUAGGGCGUCACAAAUCUCUGUACAACCACUUCACCUGUGCUACCGAUACAGAGAACAUCAGAGUUGUCUCCAAAGCUGUCAGGGACACAGUCUUCCAAGAAAAUCUGGAUCGGUUCGGGUUAGGGGUUUAGGACUAGCGUGGUCACGGAUCUGUAUAUGCUACAAACGUGUUAUUUUAGUUUGGGGUUACAGUUUUGCUACAGAGUAACUGUGGUCUUGAAUAACACACUUUCUUACUAUAGCAGGACUUCAGAAACAUUUUGAUUUACACUGCCGUUCAAAAGUUUAGGGUCACUUAGAAAUGUCCUUGUUUUUUAAAGAAAAGCACAUUUUUUGUCCAUUAAAAUAACAUCAAAUUAUUGUGAAUCUAAUGUACUUGUCCUCUUGCUCAGAGUUGACGUUGAGAACUCUCCAUAGAGACUGGUGUUUUGCGGGUCAACAGUGAAGCAGCGACUCUGGGAUGCUGGCCUUCUAGGCAGAGUUGCAAAGA